AGAAUAGCAUAUUACGCAUAACUGCUUCCGCCCUCGUCCUCUUUCCUCUGGCGUCGCAAUGUCGAAGAGAGGACGUGGUGGCUCCUCCGGGGCCAAGUUCCGCAUCUCGUUGGGUCUUCCAGUGGGAGCAGUUAUUAACUGUGCAGACAACACAGGUGCCAAGAACCUGUACAUCAUCUCUGUGAAGGGCAUCAAAGGUCGCCUUAACCGCCUGCCUGCAGCAGGAGUGGGUGACAUGGUGAUGGCAACCGUCAAGAAGGGCAAGCCAGAGCUUAGAAAGAAGGUACAUCCUGCAGUGGUCAUACGGCAGCGCAAGUCUUACCGGCGAAAGGAUGGAGUCUUUCUCUACUUUGAGGACAACGCGGGUGUCAUUGUCAACAAUAAAGGAGAAAUGAAAGGUUCUGCCAUCACUGGCCCGGUGGCGAAGGAAUGUGCUGAUCUCUGGCCCAGGAUCGCCUCCAACGCUGGCAGCAUCGCCUAGCUUGACAUUUAUUUCAAAUAAAAACAAGUUUGUUGCCAUC
Molecule: messenger RNA, 521 nt
Organism: Entelurus aequoreus (snake pipefish)
Lineage: Eukaryota; Metazoa; Chordata; Actinopteri; Syngnathiformes; Syngnathidae
Gene: rpl23
Product: ribosomal protein L23
Exons: 5
Coding region: 59-481 (140 amino acids)
Biological process (GO): translation
Cellular component (GO): cytosolic large ribosomal subunit; ribosome
Molecular function (GO): large ribosomal subunit rRNA binding; structural constituent of ribosome
Source: RefSeq, a predicted model, not a curated record